Messenger RNA from Elaeis guineensis (African oil palm), 1541 nucleotides. Its product is annotated as transcription factor RF2b. Gene Ontology annotation, biological process: regulation of DNA-templated transcription. Gene Ontology annotation, molecular function: DNA-binding transcription factor activity. The record is from RefSeq and is a predicted model, not a curated record. Lineage: Eukaryota; Viridiplantae; Streptophyta; Magnoliopsida; Arecales; Arecaceae. Gene Ontology annotation, cellular component: nucleus.
UGACCACCCCAUAGAACUUUACCUAUUAUCGGACCAUCAUCAUCACCACCACCGUCUCCUCCCUUCUUCCUCGUUCCUCCUGAAGAACGAGAAGAAGAAAGGAAUGCAGAUGGAAACCCUGAAUCCCCCCGGGAUUCCUAACCCUAACCCUCACCCUAGACCCAAUCUCCCCCGCCCCAGUGCUCCGCCGCCCGCGGCGCCGCCGCCGCCGUCCGCUUUUGGAGAUCCUCACCCCACCCAAUGCGCCCCCCUCCACGGUCCCCUCCACCGGCGCGCCCAGUCCGAGCUGGCCUUCCAGAUCCCGGAGGACCUCCACCUGGGCUCUGGCGACCCCGCGGCGUCGGGGAACUCCGACGAGAUCGGGUCGGAAGAGGACCCUAUUUCCACGUAUAUCGAUGUCGAGAAGAUUGGGUCGAGGCUGGAGGAGAGCGGAUCGGGGUCGGACGGCGCCGGAUCCGGGAAUCAAACGGCUGGGAAUGGCGCGGGGGGAGGAGAGGAGGUCCGGGCGGGGAAUGCUGGUGGCGAGGUGGCGGCCCCGAGGCCGAAGCAUCGGCACAGCAGCUCGGCGGAUGUAUCGCUGAUGGCGAAGUCGAGGGGUGAGGGCGUCUUUGGGGAGGUGAUGGAGGCCAAGAAGGCCAUGCCGCCAGAUAAGCUCGUGGAGCUAGCGGCUAUCGAUCCGAAGCGGGCUAAAAGAAUUCUGGCAAACCGGCAGUCUGCAGCUCGCUCAAAAGAAAGAAAGGCACGUUAUAUCGCUGAACUUGAACGAAAAGUUCAGACCCUUCAAACUGAAGCCACAACUCUUUCUGCACAACUCACACUAUUACAGAGAGAUACUACUGAGCUGGCCACAGAAAAUGCUGAACUCAAAUUACAACUACAAGCUAUGGAACAACAGGCUCAAUUGCGUGAUGUGCUCAACCAAACAUUAAAACAGGAAGUUGGAAGGCUUAAGAUAGCCACUGGCGAAACAUCAAGCCCUAGUGGCACCUAUAGCAUGGGACUUUUAAAUGUGUCAUAUCCAUCAUUCUUCAUUCCUUCCCAACAGCAACGGGCCAAUCAUCAGGCCAUUCAAUCGCGGCCCCAGUUUCAGCGGUCCCAGCCCAACAUCUCCAGUCACCAGUUUCUCACCCACAACCAUGCCCUUUCUGAUGUGAUGCAGCAAGAACCCCAUGGGAAACUACAGGGAUUAGAUAUCCGAAAGGGCUCACACAUGGCAAAAUCAGAGAGCUCCUCAAUUUCUGAGGGUGAAAGCAGCAGCACUUUCUGACCAGGGCCACUUAAGAAAUAACACAUUUGUUAGAUUCAUUGUCCAUAGACUGCCAUCCUUGAUCUUCUCUUGCUGGUUCUUUAUUUUUUAUUUUAUUCAUUCCUAUUCAACUGAAUCAUUUGUUCUUCAAGCUUCUGCGGUUUGUUCCCUUUCUUUGUUAAUAUUGAGGUUUUGACUAUUGUUCUGAAGUUACUGUGUGUUCAGGAUCAUUUUCUGAGUGAUGUAUUUUGGGGAAUGUGAUUGGUUAAGAGUCUUACCUUCUGAUCUUUAUAUA